CGGACGAGCGGUCCGCGCGCACUUUCGCACAAGCUCGCUUCAGGUUUUCGCUUUCGUUCGUAGAAAUGGGAUGCGCGCGCGCUUAAGAUCCACGGCCGAGUUUAUUUCCUGCUCGGAAAUAUGACCGUGCUGUCGAACUAUAGAAUUCGGUGACAGUUUCGAAUUGUGUGCCGCCGCGUCGCUAAGUGACUUUAGAAUUAUUAACGUUUGUUAAUAGUGUGAAGUGAGAGUGUAGUGAUUGACAAACUAUAAGUGUAGUGAGUACGGGACUCUAGCAACAUGUCGGGCUUCGUGAAGAUCGCUAUAGACGACUAUUACUCGGACAGCAACUGGACUACGAUCAUAAACAAGUAUUGGAUGUUGGCUGAGAGAGUUUCAGAUCCGAGGGUGCAGGGAUGGUUCCUCUUCGACACGCCGCUGCCGACUCUGGCAAUGGUCGUGGUAUACCUAGGAUUCGUGAUGGUGGCCGGCCCACUGUGGAUGGCCAGCAAGAAGCCGUACCAGAUCAAGAAUACUCUAGUCGCUUACAAUGCCUUCCAAGUUCUGUUAUCACUAUACAUGUUCUAUGAGCACCUGAUGUCGGGAUGGUGGGGUGACUACAGCCUCUCUUGCCAGCCGGUGGACUACAGUGACAGUGAAAAAGCGAGACGGAUGUUACACCUGUGCUGGGUGUACUACUUCUCGAAGCUGUCAGAGUUCGCGGACACGAUGUUCUUCGUGUUGAGGAAGAAGAAGAGCCAGAUCACGUGGCUGCACCUCUACCACCACUCGCUCACCCCCUUCGAAGCCUGGGUGCUCGUUAAAUUUAUUGCUGGCGGGCACGGUACAUUCUCCAACAUCGUGAACAACCUGGUGCACAUCAUCAUGUACAGCUACUACAUGCUGGCCGCCAUGGGACCUCAGUACCAGAAGUAUCUCUGGUGGAAGAAGCACCUCACCACCCUUCAACUAAUGCAAUUCUUCAUGGUGCUGUUCCACUCCAUCAGCGCUUUGGUGUACGAUUGCGGCUAUCCAAAGAUCAUCGCAUCAGGCCUCAUCCUGCACUCGACGAUAUUCAUCGUGCUGUUCAUGAACUUCUACAUACAGGCUUACAAGAAAGAUAAGCCCAGAGCUGCCAAAGUGACCACCAACAACAAUAACAACAGCAUACCGAACGGUCACGCCAAGACGAACGGACACAUGAACGGCGAAGCCAACGGCCACAUCAGAGCCAACGAAGACACCAACAAAGCUAAUGGAUACACGAGCAACGGUAUCGCCAAGUGUGAACUCAACGGAUAUGCGACGAGCUCAGCGAUCAUCACAGAUAAAGAAAAAGUCCAUUAGCCAACCGAAUUCAAACCAUCUGACAAGGCUGAAGAGAGUUGAAGUUACUCCAAACCGUACCGUGAAUCAUGGGAUAAACCAGUGAAAGUUCAAUAGCUGGAGGCUUAUAAUAACCUUUUAUUGACACGUUCGCAUACUCAGAGAAAAACAUUAUAAAUUACCACUAAUCGCCGAUGGAGAUAUUCCGUUGACAAUUUUAAGAUGUCAAUGUUUACUAAGUUUCAACUCUCACAAUGUAAUUAAUUGUACAUUGAUAAGAUAUUGUACAGUUGUUUUUAAGUAAUAAGAUCACAAUGAUAAAUUAUAUUCCACUGAGAGCUAUGUUCAAUUAAGAUAUAAUUAAACUUGUAAAUAUUUUUUUAAAGUCUUCCAGCCUUGUUCGAAAUCUUAAAUACAUUUUUGACAAUUCACAUGUGAAGUAAGUUAAUUUAACUCAUUUGGAAUUCGUUAGAGAUUUAGAUUCGCGUGUUAGAUCAAUGAUUGUUUCGAACAAUCAGCAGAUUAAUGUAUGAACUACCUCAUAACCGAUUCCCUCCUAAGUCUUACUCUUCCGUCCAUUCAGCUUUAUUUAGUUUUAGGUAAAAAUAAUUUGUAAAUAUGUUAAUUUUUAAAUUAUUUUUGUUCAUGUACGUGGAUGAGUGGUGUCUUUUCAAUCUUUUCCAAUGCCACAAAAGUGAUAUGCAUAGAAUUCAUUUACAAAGUCAUAAUAAUAAUACAAGGUAAAAUACAUUUUUGUCAAGGUAAAGAUCAUUGACACAGUUACAUAUAAACAAAGAUUCGCUUUGUGGUAUCAAUGUCGCUUUUAUACUUUCGAUUUGUUUUUAUUGUAGAUUCUUGCCUCAUUGGAUAUCUGGUCACUUUCCAAAUUAGUAAACCUUCAAACGGCUAUUAAACAAAACGAGUUUGUGUUAUGAAUAUUGACUGAUAACUUUACUCUAUGAUGUUUCAUAGAGAAAAUUUGUUAGUGUAUAUACAUACUCUCAUACACUUGUAAAAAACAGUGUGCGAAUAAGAUCUAAACAUGCAAGCUUAAUUGUUUGACUUUUGUGAAUUAAACAAACCUUCAAAUAAUAAUUGAAUAAAUGUUUUGUACUCACUGAAAAAGUCGACCUUCAAAACAUUUAUUUGAUUGCAUUUUGUUAUUUCUCGUUUCUAAAACGUUAAAAACAAAGAUGCGUGAUAUUAUGUAUGCUUUGUGUGAUCCUUAUUUGUAAUCGGAUUGUAAAUUCUAUUAAAUUGUGACAUAGCAUGACGAAACUAUAGCUCAUGGUGGAAAACAGGAAGGAUGUCGCGUGUAUACAAAAUGCCAAUGUUAUUUACAUACCAGUCAAUUUUAGGAAAAAAUGUAUUUGUAUAGAUUAAUUUUAUAUAAGUACAUAUUUUAGAUAUGUAAAUAGUUUUUAAGUAUGUAAUGAAAAGUGUAACGUACCCUUUUAAUUAUAAAUUAUAAGAAUAUUAUGAAUAUUCCGAAAUUUGAUUGAUUUUAUGAAAUAUAAAAAGG
Messenger RNA from Chilo suppressalis (striped riceborer), 2827 nucleotides. NCBI's taxonomy places the organism in Eukaryota, Metazoa, Arthropoda, Insecta, Lepidoptera, Crambidae. The record is from the annotation of a GenBank genome assembly.